AUCGAUCACAUUUUCAGUAAUCGUCUUAAAAGAUUUGUUGCAAGUCACUUUGCUGACAGAAAGGUCUCUUUAGUUUUUAUCUUAUAAACAUGGAGUUCAUGUCUAGGUCUAAACCAGAUUGGUAUGGAGUCGCAGAGUCAACAGGGACGUCUAUUAUGGCUGUAGAAUAUGCAGAUGGUGUAGUAAUUGGUGCUGAUUCCAGAACUACAACAGGAGCAUACGUUGCAAACAGAGUAACAGACAAGUUGACGAAGGUGCAUGAUCGAAUCUACUGUUGUAGGUCAGGGUCAGCUGCAGACACUCAAGCUGUGGCAGAUAUUGCAGCCUACCAUCUUGAUUUUCACAGUAUUGACUUGGGUACUGCCCCCCUGGUGAAGACUGCCGCAACCCUUUUUAAAAAUCUUUGCUUUGAUUACCGAGAACAGCUACUGGCCGGCAUCAUUGUUGCGGGAUGGGAUGAAGAAAACGGUGGCCAGGUGUAUACUAUACCAUUGGGUGGUAUGAUGGUACGCCAGCCAUUCAGCAUUGGUGGUUCAGGUAGUACUUACAUCUAUGGUCAUGUUGAUGCCACAUACAAGGAAAAUAUGACGAAGGAGGAGUGCAUCACUUUUGUUAGCAAUGCACUGGCGCUUGCAAUGUUCAGGGAUGGAUCAAGCGGAGGUGUUGUUCGUCUAGCUUGCAUUUCAAAAGACGGCGUAGAAAGACGAAAAAUAUAUGGUGACAAAUUACCUAAAUUUUAUGAGGGAUAGCUACAGAUGAAGACUCCGCAAAAGUCUUACUCAUUGUCAUUCUAAGUCAUUUGAAACCAGAUGCGAUUUGGUGCCAUAUUCAAUUUGACUAUGCCAUUGUAAUUGAUGCUGUUUCCAAUAGCAACUUCGAACCUUUGAAGUUAUGCUCAACACUAUCAAAUUUUAUUUGAAAAAUAAAUGUGAUAUGCCCAUAUUUGGGUGUAAUAUGACAUCAUGACCAUAUAUGGGCACAUCACACAAAUUUUUCACAUACAAUAUGAUAGUGUGGAGAGAGCAUAAGAAUGAAUGUGUACCUCAGCAGGGCAUAUAUUUUGUUUUUUGAAUGACUGCAAAAUAAUUCUCUGAAUACAGCAAUUGAAAAGAAAUCUUAAAUAUAAAUGUGUUAGACAGACAAUUACAAUUUAGUGCUUUUGGCUACAUUGCAUUUGUGCAGUGUGUUACCUUAGCCAGUUAUGCUAAUUUCCAAAAUCAAGGAAUUAACAUUUAUUUUACAGAAUAAGUUGAAUAUGAUUUUCUUUCUACGCCUUUUUUUUUUUUUGCCUAAUUGUGAAAUAUUUAGGGAGCCCAGGCCAUCCGACAGCCCCCUGUACUUGAAUCCGCCACUAAUCUGGUUAAUAAGCCUUCCUAACACAUUUAAUUUUAUGCUGCUCCAUAGUGAUACCCAUCGACAAUGAAUUUUGUGAGAAAAUUGGUAACGGUGAAAAAAUGCAAAAUUAUGUAUUUGCGGAGAUGGGUUAAUUUCCGGAAUAUUCUUGCUUGCAUGCAGGAGUGCGGGAGGCCGUCCCAAUUUCCGGGAGACCCCCGUGAGUUCUGGGAGACUUGGGACAUCUGCAAAAAUAUUCUGGAGUUUAACCCACCUGCAAGUUCAUGAUAAUUGCAUGUUUUUACUAAUAUAUUAUCAAUUGUUGCUGGACAUAGCUAUCACCAUUUGCAGCAAAAUAUAAGAAAACAUUUGUUGAAUCACAUCUUCCUGUGAAGUGGCUUCUUACAUCAUGGAACCCCUGCUAUAUUUAGAAAAUACAAAUUUUAUGUUGUUUGCACACAAACACCGGUUGAGGAUACUGUAUAUUUACAAUAAUUCAAAAUAAAACAGUCAAAAGAUUAUGUUUGUGAUCAAUUUAUUAUGUUUUCAGUAGUACAGUAUAUGUACAAAAUAUAUUCAGCAUAUUAUUAAUAUACACACACCUAGCAUUCUUGUAUUUCUAAAAAUAUAUUUACUUAUAAAUAGUAUAAAAAUUUACCUUCACCAGCUAUUUAAAUGUAUUAGGAUUCUCAAAAAAUAAAUAAAUACCAGUAACAUAGGGAAUCUAUUGGUUCACAUUAAUUUCUGAAACAAUGAGCAAAAUAAUAUCUGGCUUGGUGUGAUUAAGAGAAAAAAUGAAUAAAACAUGAAUACUAUUGUUAAAUUACCAUCACCAACGUAUCUAAAAAUAAUGCUAGUGGUAGCCUCCAAAUACAGUAGUUCAAAAAUGACACUAUGCUUAUUAUAUUAUUUAUGCCAACUAUUAAAAAAAAAU
Messenger RNA from Anneissia japonica, 2266 nucleotides. Its product is annotated as proteasome subunit beta type-6-like. Gene Ontology annotation, molecular function: threonine-type endopeptidase activity. The transcript has 6 exons. The record is from RefSeq and is a predicted model, not a curated record. NCBI's taxonomy places the organism in Eukaryota, Metazoa, Echinodermata, Crinoidea, Comatulida, Comatulidae. Gene Ontology annotation, cellular component: proteasome core complex. The coding region runs from base 90 to 749 and encodes 219 amino acids.